Tremella mesenterica DSM 1558 is the source of this 1050-nucleotide messenger RNA. RefSeq lists its product as uncharacterized. Bases 1 to 1050 code for a protein of 349 amino acids. Gene Ontology annotation, biological process: protein import into peroxisome membrane. NCBI's taxonomy places the organism in Eukaryota, Fungi, Basidiomycota, Tremellomycetes, Tremellales, Tremellaceae. The transcript is spliced from 4 exons. Gene Ontology annotation, cellular component: peroxisome; peroxisomal membrane. The record is from RefSeq and is a predicted model, not a curated record.
AUGCCCACCUCUCAGCAGCAUUCAACAGCUUACAGGAAUCCACAUGUGGAUGAUGAUGACGACGAUGAUCUGGAUGGUCUUGAAGAUGUCAUAGCGUCAUUCUCAAAACCAUCCCUUCCUGAAAAACGAAAGACUCCAUCUAUAUCACCUCCUCCACUAUCUUCUUCUCGUCCUCUCGCUGCUUCUUCCUUUACGAAACCUCCAAUCAAACCUGCUGGCCCUCCACAACCGAUCGACGACGAUGACCCAGAUGACGAUUUUGAAGCCGCCUUGGUGGAAGGUAUGGAAUCUCUUUUACGUCAAUUAGCAGGUGAUCAUCCUCCUGGACCCAUGCCUGAUACUCCUAUUCAACACCCCAUAAACCAUCCAGGUCAAGUGAGCGGACCAAAAGAACCAAUGACGGAUGAAGAAGAAGAGAAUGCAUGGCAAAAAGCAGUGGCGGAUCUUCUCUCUGGUGAAGGUUUAGAUGCUUUAGGCAUGUCAGAUGCGAAUGGAGUUCUGAAGGAUAAAGGGAAUCAAUCAAAUGGAUCGAAACCGACUUUUGACGAAACGAUAAAACGGACAAUGGAAAAUCUGAAUGCUGCCAAAGGUGCGGGUGCUCAAGAGUCACAGAUGGACAUGGGAAAAUUACUCAAAGCUUUGCAAAGUGGGGAAGGGUUGGAAGGUUUGGAAGGUUUAGAAGGUUUAGGAGAGGAUGAUGAAUUAGGAGGAUUGUUAGAUGGUAUGAUGAGUCAAUUGAUGACUAAGGAAGUUUUGGAAGAACCUAUGGCUGAGCUUGCUGGCAAGUACCCAUCUUUCUUAGCUUCACCACCUUCAAACCUCUCUCCUGCCGAAGUAGAUAAAUACAAACGUCAAUCCAUCCUUGUCACUCAAAUACUUGCCGUCUUCCGAAAAACGAAUUAUUCCGAUGAAACGGAUAGUAAAGAGAUAGCAAAGUUAGUAGGAGAGAUGCAAGAUCUUGGUGGACCUCCAAGUGAGAUAAUGGGUGAUAUGCCUGAAGGAUUUGAUCUAGGUGCUUUAGGAGGAGAUGAGAACUGCGUCAUCAUGUAG